Molecule: messenger RNA, 713 nt
Organism: Zeugodacus cucurbitae (melon fly)
Lineage: Eukaryota; Metazoa; Arthropoda; Insecta; Diptera; Tephritidae
Gene: Obp50d
Exons: 3
Coding region: 38-643 (201 amino acids)
Source: RefSeq, a predicted model, not a curated record
GUCCCUGGUGAACGGUUAGUCUGUAUCUGAAGCUGAAAUGAACAUUCGAAUUUUUUCGAUAGCUCUGCUGGCUACGCAGUUAGGAUGGGUGUAUGCCGCCAUUGACUGCAGUACACCCCAAAGAGAUUUAAUUAGAAACUUGGGUGAGUGCUGCAGGAAACCGAAACCGGAUCUGAGCGCCUUUAGUAGUCAAUGCCCCAAUCUGAACGAUCGCUUUAGAAUGUCUAAUUUGGAAAGAGUGGAGUGCUUGUUCAAUGCAUCCGGCGUUAUUAAAGAUGAGGAGCUACAGUUGGACAAUACUCGUAAAAUGGUUAACGCGAUCUAUCCAAAUGAUCCCGAGUUUGCCAAGGCUGUGGUCCUUAGUUUUGACAAAUGUCAGCCGGUUGUAAAGGCGCGUGCAGCUAAAAUUCGAUCAAGAAGACCUACCAUUGUGGCCCCUCAACCCAGCGUGGUAACUAGCAAAAUUUUUGUGAUUGGUUACAUGUCGUGUGCUGGACAACAACUACUUGUCAACUGCCCGUCCGCGUCCCGGAUGUCCUCGAACAAAUGUGAGAGAACCAGGGAAUUUAUGACAAACUGUAAACCAAUGAUAGGAACAGGUAAUAGCGGCUUCCACGGCGGUAGAUUGCGUUGGCGCACGUAAGAGAUACGUUAAUUUACUUAUGCUAUGAACCAUUAUAAGAUGAAAUAAAUGUAUGAUGACUAUAAAUGCA